GACGCAGCGCCCGUUCUCGCCCCUCUUGCCUAUUAUUACCGACCUCCUCGCCUCCCGUUUUAAAUUGCACGGCUCUCGCCCGCUGGAGCACUCGCACGCAUUGUAAUGUAGGUCGCGACCCGCGCCGCGCCACUAGUGUAUUUGCGAGCACACGUAGGGAAAUAAGGUAUUAAGUGAGCCGAGGCGGUGAACAUGCGGAGGAGGGGGUGGUCAGUGGAGCAGUCCCGAGGCGAGGGGCCCGCCGAGUCCCAGUGUGAUCGUUAUCAACAGUGGCACCGGGCCUCGGGACGAUGAAGCGCCGUCUGGGCGGCCUCCUGGGACCGUCGUCCCACCACCAGCUGCUGCACCACCAGCAGCUCCUGCCCGAGCACCACAAUCACCACCACCAACUGCAGCAGCGUAAAAGCAGCUCGCGAGCUAGCUCGAGCAGUAGCAGCAGUUGCGGCAGUGGGAGGCGGUCCCCGGGACCCGAGGGUCAUGCCACCGAAUCGGCCGGCUGGCGGGUCUACCUGGCCGUGGGCCUGGUCGGCCUCGGGGCUUACCUGAACUCCCUCCACGGUGACUUUGUCCACGACGACGUGCCCGCGAUCCUGCGCAACCGGGACGUACUGGCCCAGAGUCCACUCGGCCAAUUGCUCAGGGAUGACUUUUGGGGCACUCCCAUGCACGACCCCAACAGCCACAAGAGCUACCGGCCCCUCACCACCCUCACCUUUAGACUAAAUUACUUGGCAGCAGGCCUGAGGCCGUCCUGGUAUCACGCGACCAACGUCGCACUGCACGCCGCCGCCUGUAUGCUGGUCACCCGAGUCGGUCUCGCCGUGGCCUCGCUCACCCCGGGCUUUGCGGCCCUGGCUGGUCUACUUUUCGCCGCCCACCCGAUUCACACCGAUGCCGUAACCGGAAUCGUUGGAAGAGCGGACGUCCUAGCUUGUAUUUUUUUCCUACUGUCAUUUCUCGCCUAUCACGGUCAACAGACGGCCUACGUGUGGAGCAGCGUGUGCUUCGGGGCCCUUUCUAUGCUCGCCAAGGAGACCGGCGUCACCGUACUGCUGCUCAACCUGCUCUACGAUCUGUGUCGCUCGUGGCACUCGAUAAAGAGGUCCAUUUCCGAGGCAAAGUGGAACGACGAGUCCCGACUCUUUGCGCGACGAGCUGCCACUCUACUGGUCUCGCUGGGCGUUCUCCUGGUCGCGAGGCUGGCCCUGCUCCACGGGGCGCUCCCGAAAUUCUCGCCGCAGGACAACCCGGCAGCCUUCCACCCCUGCUUCCACGUCAGGUUGCUGACGUUCUGUUACCUGGCGGCGCUGAACUUUUGGCUGGUCCUGUGUCCGGCGAGCCUUUCGCACGACUGGCAGAUGGGCUCGGUGCCGCUGGUCACCUCCCUCGCGGACACUCGAAACUUGGCAACGUGCCUUUUCUUCGGUGGCUGCCUCGUCCUCACCUACCGGGCCUUUGCCGACUUUGAGCAACAGAGGCACCCACCACUGGUUCUCGGCUGGAUGUUUCUGGUCCUGCCCUUCCUGCCCGCGUCGAAUCUCUUCAUCACCGUGGGCUUCGUCGUUGCCGAGCGUGUGCUCUACAUUCCCAGCAUCGGUUGGACGCUCCUCGUGGCCUACGGAGCCCAAAUCAUCUGGACGACAAUGCCGCGCCGGAGAACGCUACUAACGACCUGCGCCACCCUACUGAUACUACUGAGCUGCUGUCGCACUGUUCUGAGAAAUCGCGACUGGACGUCGAGGGAGUCGCUACUCCGGGCGGGUCUCCGAGCACUGCCCGACAACGCAAAGAUGCACUACAACUUUGCAAAUUUCCUCCGCGACACGUCGCAGCCCAACCGAGCAGUUCUUCACUACCAGGUGGCCCUGUGGCUUUGGCCAACGUACGCGAGCGCGCACAACAAUCUGGGCACGCUGACAGCUGGCGAGGAGGAGGCGGAGAAGCACUUUUUAGCCGCGAUCCAGGCGCAACCGGGCCACGUUAAUGCCCACUACAACCUCGGCCAAUUGUACAGAAAAACUAAUCGCACGGAGGAGUGCCUGCGGAUGCUGCAAAAAUGCGUCUCCCUCGAUCCCGCCUAUACCCCGGCUUACCUCGUGCUCGCGAGGAUGGCCAGUGGCUCGACUACCGGGGCUCUCCUGAGACACGUCGUUCGCUUGCAGCCCAAGAGCCCGGACUAUCUGGCCGAGUACGCCGCCUGGCUGCACCAAAAUGGAAAGUGGCUGGCCGCGCUGAAAUAUUACCUCAAGGGAGUCGCCCUGUCCCCGGUGCACAGAGCCUCGCUUCUGGGCACGGCGAGAAUCUUGAGAUCUCGGGGACAGUGGUCAAGAGUUCACCAGCUAAUAACGAGGUGGCACAUUAUGCUGAGGAUACGGAGGGGUGGCCUUAUAUACCGUGGAGACCUGUACUUUCGAUCUUGGCAGCUGGAGCGCGAGUCGCGCCACAUGACCUACCACCACCAGCACAACCAGUGUCUACUGGAGAGCGAGUGCGAGGGUGGCCCGAGGCCCCGGGUGGCCAGCGUCUCCGUGCAACUGGAGCAGGACGGCAUCAACCAGUCGGCCCGGUGCAACGAGCGCGGUUGCGCCAGGACGAGAAAGACCGACAGGGCCGCCAAGGCUGGGGGCGUCUCCACGCUCCUGGUCCGCAACCUCCUCGAGACCCUCUAGCCCAACCGGAACUGUACCUACUGUCGAGCUCCUGGGCUCGGUGCACUGUAAAAUAUACCCACACUCACGCGCAUACUUUUAAUAAACAUAUGUUACAUAAAUUAUGAUAAUAUAUGGUGUAAAUACGUAUACGUAUAUAUU
Copidosoma floridanum is the source of this 2810-nucleotide messenger RNA. RefSeq names its product protein O-mannosyl-transferase TMTC1. Gene Ontology annotation, molecular function: protein binding. The record is from RefSeq and is a predicted model, not a curated record. NCBI's taxonomy places the organism in Eukaryota, Metazoa, Arthropoda, Insecta, Hymenoptera, Encyrtidae.